UAACAUACGAAUUUAGUAGAGUUAACAUAACAUAACAAUUCAAUAGAGUCCCAAAAAAUGGAGAUUCCAGUGGAAGAAUAUCCGAAAAGAUUCCCCCUCCCCGUAGAUUCCGAACACAAGGCCACCGAAUUCCGCCUCCUCUCAGCCGCGCCGCCGCACAUGCGCGCCUUCCACCUCUCGUGGCUCUCCUUCUUCACCUGCUUCGUAUCCACCUUCGCCGCGCCGCCGCUCCUCCCCAUGAUCCGCGACGACCUCGACCUCACCGCCACCGACAUCGGCAACGCCGGCAUCGCCGCCGUCUCCGGCGCUGUCUUCGCCCGCCUCGCGAUGGGCACGUGCUGCGACCUCUUCGGGCCCCGCCUCGCCUCCGCCGCCCUCGUCCUCGCCACCGCGCCCGCCGUGUUCUGCACCUCCCUCGCCGCCUCCCCGGCCUCCUUCCUCGUCCUCCGCUUCCUCACCGGCUUCUCCCUCGCCACCUUCGUCUCCACGCAGUUCUGGAUGAGCUCCCUCUUCUCCCCCAACGUCGUCGGCACCGCAAACGGCGUCGCCGGCGGAUGGGGCAACCUCGGAGGCGGUGCCACUCAGCUUAUUAUGCCUCUCGUAUUCGACCUCAUCGUCCUCGCCGGCGCCGGAAAAUUUACGGCGUGGCGCGCCGCGUUCUUUAUCCCCGGCCUCCUCCAAAUGGUCUCCGCCUACGGGAUUUUUUUCUUCGGGCAAGACCUCCCCGACGGAGACUACUCUCAGCUGCAGAAAUCCGGUGAAAAACAUAAAGACAGCUUUGACAAAAUUCUCUCCGGCGCUUUAACAAAUUACAGAGGUUGGAUUCUAGCAUUAACCUACGGUUAUUGCUUUGGUGUGGAGCUGACGAUCGAUAACAUAAUUGCACAAUAUUUCUACGACAGAUUCGACGUGAACCUGCACACGGCGGGAACAAUCGCGGCCAGCUUUGGGUUGGCGAACCUCUUCUCCCGACCAGGUGGGGGAAUGUUGUCGGAUUUUGUGGCAAGGAGAUUCGGGAUGAGGGGAAGGCUGUGGACGUUGUGGGCGGUGCAGACGGUGGGUGGGGUAUUGUGCGUGUUGUUGGGAAAGGUGGGGUCGUUGGCGGGGUCAGUGGCGGUGUUGCUUGUAUUUUCCGUCUUCGUCCAAGCCGCCUGUGGCUUGACUUUUGGGGUCGUUCCGUUUGUGUCAAGAAGGUCGCUGGGCAUAAUCUCUGGGAUGACUGGAGGCGGCGGCAACGUGGGCGCGGUCCUGACACAAGUGAUAUUCUUUAGAGGAUCUCAUUACUCUACAGAAACAGGGAUAACGCUAAUGGGUGUGAUGAUCAUAGCUUGCACACUUGUGAUAAUGUUGAUUCACUUCCCUCAAUGGGGCGGGAUGCUCUGGCCUCCCUCUGACGGCGCCACCGAGGAGGACUACUAUGUGUCCGAGUGGACGGCCGCCGAGCAAGACAAAGGCUUCCACAAGGCCACCCUCAAAUUCUCUCAAAACAGCCGACGUGAAAGAGGUCACCAAUUUAUUAGAUCCGACCCAUCUCCAAAUACAUAUGCUUGAAUUAUAGACUUUGGAGGUGUUUAAGGUUAGCUCAAUACAUUUGUUAUAUUAUAUGGUCCUCGUAUUUGGAUCAGGCUCUGCACUCUUAAAUGAGCCCCAUAUUUUAAUGAAUUUAUACAUAUUCUAAUAGAA
Salvia splendens (bonfire salvia) is the source of this 1683-nucleotide messenger RNA. RefSeq names its product high affinity nitrate transporter 2.5. Gene Ontology annotation, biological process: transmembrane transport. Gene Ontology annotation, molecular function: nitrate transmembrane transporter activity. The transcript is spliced from 3 exons. Lineage: Eukaryota; Viridiplantae; Streptophyta; Magnoliopsida; Lamiales; Lamiaceae. The record is from RefSeq and is a predicted model, not a curated record. The coding region runs from base 58 to 1551 and encodes 497 amino acids.